AUGGCUCUGCCUUGGGCAUUAUGGUUACUUCUCUUGGGUUUCCAAGCCCAGGGAGCUCACACAUGGUGUUCUGAAAAGGAUAAACUCUACAUUGAUAAGCCAGUCAGUGACCCUGACAUAGUGAAGUUUGCUGUGAGUGCAUUCAACAGUCAGAACAAGGACGAGUAUGCCUACAGACCGGUUCACAUCAUGGGUUUCUCAAAGGUACAGGAAAAGCUACCAGCAACUUUCCUCGUGAAGCUGAGGCUGAGAAGGACCAUCUGUAAGACAUUCGAGGAUAGCCUGGACACCUGCCCUUUUCAGGAUGACCCUGAACUGGAAAAAACCUUCAUCUGCUCCUUCACCAUCAGCACCCCACGCUCAAAACAGUUCAACAUGUUGAAAAAUACUUGUUCUACUGGGCUUCCCUGA
Messenger RNA from Microtus oregoni (creeping vole), 411 nucleotides. RefSeq names its product cystatin-9-like. The record is from RefSeq and is a predicted model, not a curated record. Gene Ontology annotation, biological process: antimicrobial humoral response. NCBI's taxonomy places the organism in Eukaryota, Metazoa, Chordata, Mammalia, Rodentia, Cricetidae. The transcript is spliced from 3 exons. Gene Ontology annotation, molecular function: cysteine-type endopeptidase inhibitor activity. The coding region runs from base 1 to 411 and encodes 136 amino acids.